Molecule: messenger RNA, 882 nt
Organism: Branchiostoma floridae (Florida lancelet)
Lineage: Eukaryota; Metazoa; Chordata; Leptocardii; Amphioxiformes; Branchiostomatidae
Exons: 4
Coding region: 57-641 (194 amino acids)
Source: RefSeq, a predicted model, not a curated record
UCGGGUAACCUUCUGAUUAUUCGGAGUGGUUUCGAGGUACAGAGGACUAGAUUAGGAUGUUGUUGUCCGGUUUUCUCCUGUGCCUUGGUGUUGUCGGGGCCCUGGGCCUGCCGACAGUCGUUCCAAACCGCCCAAGGCCUGUUGGAGGCGGCGGCGCCCAGGGUGUGCCCACGGGGAUACCACAUCAGCCGCCGUGCCAGGAGUCCCAUGGUUCAGAUGGAUGCUGGAAGUACGGAGUGUUCUGUGUCGAGGGGGAAGCCAUAGCCUGGGACGACUGGGAAGACUGUAACAAGUGUUCAUACCAGGGACAACUGUACGAGCCUGGGCAGACGUUCAGCACCGGAGCUGAGGAGUGUGUCUGUCCGGAUGAGGAUGGGGUGAACUAUGGAGGAACGUACAGAGAACCUGUCUGCACCCUGGUUGGACCAGUCCCCCCGACCCCCACACCUGUCGUGCCCACCACAGUGUCCAGCUGCCAGCCCUGGUCGCAGGCGUACGGCUGCUGGGUCAUCGGGGGAGCAUGUGUGCACGGACAGGAGGUCAUAUGGACAGACUGGAGCAGAUGUCCCAACUGGCUGAAGAAGAAGGUUGAAAGUAGAGGCUUCAAAAUCAACAGCAUUGAGACCUCAGAGAUAAACUGAAGACAGCACAUUUACGUCCUGGUGACACACAUGUAUUUACCGUUUCUAUCUCGGGAAAUAAUAGACUAAUACAGUGCAAUGAUGAUGACAGUACAAUUUUACAAAUGCUGUUUAUUGGUAAAUAGAAGUGCAGUCAAAGCAUUACAAACUCAUAGCGCUUUAACGGCUCUGAUACAUGUAUAAGUCAAAAGAUAAAAUUUAUCAUGAUUUUUUAAAGAACAUUAAACACGCUUUACAAAAA